This is a messenger RNA of Jaculus jaculus (lesser Egyptian jerboa), 5401 nucleotides long. It is a transcript of the gene Cnot6, whose product is annotated as CCR4-NOT transcription complex subunit 6. The transcript has 12 exons. Gene Ontology annotation, biological process: nuclear-transcribed mRNA poly(A) tail shortening. Gene Ontology annotation, cellular component: cytoplasm; CCR4-NOT complex; nucleus. Bases 90 to 1763 code for a protein of 557 amino acids. Gene Ontology annotation, molecular function: protein binding; poly(A)-specific ribonuclease activity. The record is from RefSeq and is a predicted model, not a curated record. Lineage: Eukaryota; Metazoa; Chordata; Mammalia; Rodentia; Dipodidae.
GGUAUGGUGGUUCCACAGGGCAGACCCCGCUGCGCUCACCGGGAGGAGGCGGCGGCCGCGGCGGAGGCUGGCGGCGCAUCUCCAGAGGCAUGCCCAAAGAAAAAUACGAGCCCCCUGAUCCUCGGAGGAUGCACACAAUUAUGUCCUCUGAGGAAGCAGCAAAUGGAAAGAAAUCACAAUGGGCAGAGCUUGAAAUAAGUGGAAAAGUAAGAAGCUUAAGCUCAUCUUUGUGGUCACUAACUCACUUGACAGCUUUACAUCUUAGUGACAAUUUCCUGUCCCGUAUUCCUUCAGACAUUGCCAAGCUUCACAAUCUGGUAUAUCUGGACCUGUCCCAUAACAAGAUCCGUAGUUUACCAAUAGAACUCGGAAACAUGGUAUCACUCAGGGAACUCCAUUUAAAUAACAACCUGUUACGAGUUCUACCUUUUGAGCUGGGAAAACUCUUUCAGUUGCAGACUUUAAAUCUGAAAGGAAAUCCACUUACCCAGGAUAUUGUAAACCUGUACAUGGAACCUGAUGGAACAAGAAGGCUACUGAACUAUUUGCUUGAUAAUUUGUCAGGUACUGCAAAAAGAAUUUCAAAUGAACAACCACCUCCAAGAUCUUGGAUCAUGUUACAAGAACCAGACAGAACAAGGCCAACUGCUUUGUUUUCUGUCAUGUGCUAUAAUGUUCUUUGUGAUAAAUAUGCGACCCGGCAGUUGUACGGCUACUGUCCAUCAUGGGCACUAAAUUGGGACUACAGAAAAAAGGCCAUUAUUCAAGAAAUCUUGAACUGCAAUGCUGAUAUUGUAAGUCUUCAGGAAGUUGAGACAGAACAGUAUUACAGUUUUUUUCUGGUAGAACUGAAAGAACGUGGCUAUAAUGGAUUCUUUAGUCCUAAGUCUCGAGCUAGGACAAUGUCAGAACAAGAAAGGAAACAUGUUGAUGGCUGUGCAAUAUUCUUCAAGACAGAAAAAUUUACUUUGGUUCAGAAACACACUGUUGAAUUUAAUCAGCUAGCAAUGGCAAAUUCAGAAGGGUCUGAAGCUAUGCUGAACAGAGUCAUGACAAAAGAUAACAUUGGAGUUGCAGUACUGCUAGAGCUUCGAAAGGAAUUGAUUGAAAUGUCAUCUGGAAAACCACAUCUUGGAACAGAGAAACAACUUAUUCUUGUGGCUAAUGCUCAUAUGCAUUGGGACCCUGAAUACUCUGAUGUGAAGUUGGUACAAACAAUGAUGUUCCUCUCAGAAGUGAAGAACAUUAUUGAUAAAGCCACUCGAAGCCUCAAGUCCAAUGUGCAGGGGGAAAUCGGAACUAUUCCACUUGUGUUAUGUGCAGAUCUAAAUUCUUUGCCAGACUCUGGUGUUGUGGAAUAUUUGAGCACUGGUGGUGUAGAAACAAACCACAAAGACUUUAAGGAACUGAGAUACAAUGAAAGUCUCACAAACUUCAGCUGCAAUGGGAAGAAUGGAAUGACCAAUGGAAGGAUCACUCAUGGUUUCAAGUUAAAGAGUGCCUAUGAGAAUGGCCUGAUGCCUUACACGAAUUACACAUUUGAUUUCAAGGGUAUAAUUGACUACAUCUUCUAUUCUAAACCUCAGCUGAACACUUUAGCCAUCCUGGGACCUCUGGACCACCAUUGGCUGGUUGAGAAUAAUGUCAGCGGCUGCCCCCAUCCACUCAUUCCUUCUGACCACUUCUCACUUUUUGCACAACUGGAGCUCUUACUGCCUUUCCUACCCCAAGUUAAUGGCAUUCACCUCCCUGGCAGGAGGUAGUCAAGUACUUUCAGAGGACUGCAUUUUACUUGGGAACUCAUGAAAAAUCUGAAUAUAGGGGAGUGAGGUAUGGCCACUAGGGACUUUUCUUAAUGAUGAUUUGAAAUUUCAGUCUGAUUAUUUUAUACAAGGGUAUAGUGCGAAAGCCAGGUGCUAGCAACAGGUAAAUUCUGAGCCCAGUAUACUUUAUAUACUGCUAGACAGGGAUUGGUGUGUUUGCACCUCUCUUUAAUUUGUUACAAGUAAUUUCCUGUUUCUUCUAUCCAAUAUAUAAUAUUUUCAUGCCUUGAAAUAGGAAAAUGUUUGAACAGCGUAUUCUCUUUGCACAGAAAUCUGUAGCACUUUUUUUUGAGGCCAGUAGUAACAUCCAGAGGUCAUUCUUUCAGACUUCACUCCCUUCUUUUUCAGACUUGUUUGUAUAAUAUAGAAUUUGAAGUUAGCCUUUAUGAUUGUAUAUGAUCCACAGAAGACCUGAUUUAUGAAAUUUUGUACUUAACAGAUUUGAAAACAAUUGUAUUAUAAACUAAGGCUAAUUUUUUUUAACCUGUUUCCUGUGUUCUGAAGGCCAACUGGUAAAGAAGUUGCAACAGACUUUCUCUGCAAUGAUUUGCACUGUUAGGGUUUUGUUAGCCCUUUUGUACUACUUUAUUUUUAAAUUGAAAAUAUUGCUCUUUAACUCUAAGUCUGUUUAGACCUUGGGACAUAUUCUUGGACCAGAGGCAACUUAUUCAUGAAUUCCUGAAUUUUUAUGAAAACUGUCACCAGGAUAGAUAAGCUGAACAGCAAAUGAUCUUUAGGCAUUUAUAGACUGAAUAUGAUAGUUGAUAUAUGUACAUUCUGGUAUUUUUUAAAUCUUUAACUUUUUUAAGUUAAAAAAAAAAUCACAGCUGCUUAGGUACAGCUUCUUAACUCCUUUUUGAGACAUUUCCUGUCCUAUCUCCACUGUGCCUGCCGAGAUUCGUCCUCACUGAGCACCGCCUGUGCAUGCAGAGGAAUCUGUGCAUCUUUUAUAUUUUUGAAAAACUGCUUAAUAACAUUGUGAGAAUUUUAUGAAAAUGCUUUUGUAGGAGCUGUGGCUUUUCCCAUAGUGAAGCAUCGGAUGUCACAUUGUGGAACAUGUUCAUAGGAUGGGUCCUGGGUCUUUACUUGCCAGACCAAGCAUUGCUUUGUGGUGUCUUUGCACAGGGCUGUCUGUCACCCGGAAUACCACUAUCAUGUGUAUUCUUUAUUCUCUUGUGUUUUUAAAAAAUCAUUCCUUUUUUAAAGAAGAGUAAUUUUCCAUUUAUGAAGCAGUAUAAGUUAAUUGCAUUUUCAAAACAGUCGCUAAGACAGUUCUUCAGAUCAUUUAUAAAUGACUUAAGUAAUUUUACUGUGUCAACCAAGGUAAACAUUAUACUGUGCCCUGUAUUUUGCCCAUAUUGCCAUUAGAUUAGAGACUAAAGUCACUUAACUUUGCAAAGUUAGCUUGUGUAUGUUCUGUUUUCAAUUACUGGUUCUCUCAAAAAUCAAAUGAAUUCAGAGGGAACUUAGUCUAACUGCUUUUGUUUCAACUGCAGGCAGGGGAGCAAAAGGAUACCGUGUAGCAUAAAAAAAAUUGUUGAAUGUUAUUAACAGUUUUUAUACAGAGACUGAGUCAUUUUGGAUGACUUAAAAUUUUAUGAGAAACAUUUAAUUGCUUAUGCUGUUUUUAAGAGGAAAUAAAAUGACAUAUUGUUUAAAUAAAUGAAUUUUUUCUUUUUAAGAAAUUCUCUAAAAGGGUUUGAUCUUGAAUCUGUCUUGGACCUGGUUUUUCCUAUAAAGGUGUUUUUUUUUUUUUUUUUUUUGUGAUACAGGGGUUUUGUUGUUGGUUUUCUUUUUUUCUUUUGUUUGUGGGUUAUUUUUCUGUUUGUUCAAGUUGUACUGACACCAAACACAUCCAAUUUAUAAUCAGUACAUUGGAGUUGGUGUUACCAAUACAGAGCUUCUUACAGUGUUUUUUUUUUUUUUUUUUUUUCUGGUAAAGUGUGUAUAAAAGGUGUGUUUACUCAUUUUUCUUAAACACUGUGUUGGUUACAUGCAUCAUGACAAUUUCCAGUGAAGGUGAACUGGAUGGAGCUGGUUGGACUGAGGAAGCUGCUUUUCCUGUGCUGUGCAUUAUGAAGUUCUACAUCAGAAAGCUUUGGAGGUGGGUCAGAGAAGGAAAGGGCACUUACUCGUUUUUGUAUUUGUAAAUUUUCAUAUAUGCUGGAACUAGAGUGCACUUGUUAGAUGCGAAAGGUUUGAGCUUUAUACGAAAUACCUUUAUCUGUAUUUGUUACUGUCUUCAAUAUAUUGAGCUUGGGGACAGCAUGUUAAGAUGUUGCGUCUUAAGCAUACUACAUUCUGUGGGUCAGUCUGAACAACUUGUCCGCCUUGUUUAGACAGUGCAGACAUACAACUUCAAAAGAGAAAUAUUUUGACUCUAGAGAAUAAAUGGUUUCACCAAAAUAGACUGAUACUUUUGUGAAGCAAGGUUGUAUGUGUUAAAUAUUUUCUGUGUCCUCAUUUUCAGUAGUCUAUACUCUCUACAGCGCAGUAAAAUCUAGUCUGUUUUCACAAUGUAGAAUUUUUUUGAAAAAUUCUGUAACAAAUGUAUGUAAUGCUUUGCCAUAAUGUAAUUUCAAUGUUCUUACUGGAUAAAUCUAUCAUAGGAAUGUUUUACAGAAAAUUUAGGAUAUGUUUGCUGUUUUAAAGAUGAAAAAUUUGGAGGCACUCGAUUCCUUGUUUACAGUAUUGGUGGUAAUAAUUUAUGCUUUGAGAAGUUAAUAAUGUUCAUCAAAAUUAAUUUAUGGCAUAAUUUAAACUGGAGUUGUAGAAAUAAAUUUUUAAUUGCAACUGUAAUAGUUACAGAACAUAGGCAAAGAACAUCUCUAAGAAAUGGUUUUUAUUUACUGUAUUAGCACUUUGAAACCUAAGGACAUCAUUAGAUUAGAUCAAAUGAACUUGUAAGUUUUGAAAUUAUAAUUUCAAGCCCCUUGUAAGAUUCAGUUUUUCAGUGAUAGCAUUCAAGUUUCAGAAUUUCACUUCCUUUUUUUUCCUAUUUGAACUUAGUUUCUACCACGACUUUUAAGGAUUAGGGGUCCUAUCAUAAGACAGAAGCUAACCUAGGCAAAACAGUUAGUAGUUUGUCUUUUAAUAACUAAAUCAUAAUAUUCAGUACAGGUUUGCAGACAACUCAAGAGAACGCUAAGCAAGUGUGCCCCAGUCAUAAGGAGUGUUUUAGAAUGUUUGCUGUGCUCUUCUUUUUGGUUACAUGAAAUUUAAGAACUAGUUUUUGCUGUUGUGUCUAAAAUAGAGUAGUCUUCAUUCCCAGCACGCCACGUUGUACAGUGCACUGGACUGACACUUGUUCACCAUUCGUGAAACAAAACCCAGCGCAUUUUCUGCACUAUGCUCCAAGAAUGUCACAUUUGCCCGGGCAGCUCUUUCGAAGGAGAAUGGGAACUGAAUUCAUACCAUAUAGGCUGGUGGUAUCAAGGGCUUUUACUGUUCUUUCCAGUGGAAUAUUCUUCAUCAAAUUGUAACUAUCUAGUAUUAUAUUUAUAUACAGGGUCUCUUUUCCUUACCAAUGUAUUUUCCUACUCAUAGCCAACCAAUAAAUUCAGUGUCUGUUUCAAAUA